Messenger RNA from Phlebotomus papatasi, 1189 nucleotides. RefSeq lists its product as uncharacterized. The record is from RefSeq and is a predicted model, not a curated record. The transcript has a single exon. The coding region runs from base 1 to 1035 and encodes 344 amino acids. NCBI's taxonomy places the organism in Eukaryota, Metazoa, Arthropoda, Insecta, Diptera, Psychodidae.
AUGGAAACAAUUGAACUAUCUCAUAAUUCUUAUCAAUUAAUAUUUCAAAUUGAUAUAUUGCAAAAUCAUUUAGAUGUAAUCAGUGAUGUAUUGUUAUUAUCUAAAAUUGGCAUGAUUCCAAAAAACAUUCUUGAUGAAAAGGAAAUAAAAUUCGUUUACCAAAUUUUAAAUCAACAUAUACAAUUAAAUUCUUAUGAUGAAAUUUUUGAAUAUUGUUCAUUACAAGCUCUUUAUAAUCACACACAAAUUAUAUUCCGAAUUAAAGUUCCCAAUUUUGUAAAUUCUGAUUAUAAAUUUAUACUAUUAGAACCUAUACCUACAAAGAAUAAUGUAUCAAUAACAGUUCCUUAUCCUUUCGCAUUAAUUAGUGACAAAACUACUUAUUUUAUACCAAAGAAAUGUCCAAUUAUAAAUGAUAAAUAUAUUUGUCAUUAUGAAGAAUUAAUAGAUGUCUCACAAGAUCCAUGUUUCCCAAAGAUCCUUCGUGGAAAUCAGGCAAAUUGUACAUAUACUCAUGAUGAUAAAUCUGUUAUCAAACCAAUAUUCGAACAACACAUAAUGCUUAAAAAUAUAAUUGUAAAAGAUUUUGAAAAUUCAUGUAAUUUCACAAAGAAGUUUACUUGUUCAACAUGCCUCGUAAAAUUCGCAAACUGUACUGUAAAAAUCAAUAAAAAUGUUUUUCAUGAUAAAAUUGUUAAAUUUCAUGAAUUCUGGCAUGUUUUGCCUAUCCAUAACAUAAAGAUUGUCCAAUCUGAAAUUUUAAAUCCUAUAAACUUGAAAACAUUAAAUCAUCUUUAUAUUAAAAAUAGAAAAAGGAUUGAGGAGUCUGGAACAAAACAUCAAAUACAUUUUUCGACCACAACCUUCUUAUUUUUGUUAAUAAUUUCAAUUUUCGGAUUUUUUGUAAUCAAAAUUGUUUGUGGUCGAAAACACGCUAGCUCUCCGCAAUUAGAGACAGCCACAACAACACUUAGUGAACAUCUUUUCACUCCAGUGGUGGUGGCUUCAUCUGGGGGUGGAGGAAAUAUGUGCUAACACCUGCCACUUUUCCCAGGAUGAUCAUUAUGAUCUUAGCACGUCGCUACGUGCCUAUAUUCAAAACUAAGAAUGCUCUCAUGGGAACUUUAUAGAAUAAGCCAACUCAACUAUUGUAUAUUAUAAUGUCAAUUUUAUUUGCAAGUUCAGUAAU